Molecule: messenger RNA, 552 nt
Organism: Adineta steineri
Lineage: Eukaryota; Metazoa; Rotifera; Eurotatoria; Adinetida; Adinetidae
Source: the annotation of a GenBank genome assembly
AUGCAUAAGAUAUUACUCACUAAUACAAAUGAAAUUAUUUAUCCUAUAUGGAAUACUAUUGCGGGUGGUGAUAGCAGUGUAGCUACACCAGGUGAUAAUGUUGGUAAUUAUUAUCGUGAUGAGAAACCUGAAUAUGCACUUGAUCAGAAAACUAGCACUAAGUACACUAACUUUGGGAAUUGUAGUUCGAAUUUCUUUUCACCUACAUGCGGUACAAACACCGGUUUUUAUGUAACACUUGCGCGAGGUGCAUCAUUACUCUUAGCUAUCCAAUUUUGUGCAGCACCAGAUAUUCCGUUACGUGAUCCAAUCACCAUAACUGUAGAAGGAAGCAAUGAAACCUCUUCGGCACUGAAUCUUGGCUCAAGUUGGACUCUGAUCUAUAGUGGCUCAAGCGGACUUGAUACUGAUCUAGGACGAUAUAACUGUGGUAUAUUAGAAAGCAUAUCAAACAAUGGCAUCUGGUACAACAGCUAUCGUCUUCUUGUCACUUCGAUACGAGGCUCUGCUACUAGUACUCAAUAUAGUGAAGUACGAUUGUUUGGAUAUUAA